This is a messenger RNA of Eufriesea mexicana, 346 nucleotides long. It is a transcript of the gene Ndufb2, whose product is annotated as NADH dehydrogenase (ubiquinone) 1 beta subcomplex, 2, 8kDa. Gene Ontology annotation, biological process: mitochondrial respiratory chain complex I assembly. The transcript is spliced from 3 exons. The record is from RefSeq and is a predicted model, not a curated record. Lineage: Eukaryota; Metazoa; Arthropoda; Insecta; Hymenoptera; Apidae. Gene Ontology annotation, cellular component: respiratory chain complex I; mitochondrial inner membrane.
UCAUUUCAGUUUAAAGUCAGUUCGUCCAUAGAAUAACAUUGAUUAAAAAAUGUUAUUAUUGCGGGGCAGAAAGAUUUUAAGAAAUAUAUAUCAUUUUAAUAAAGGACAACAGAAGACAAUAAAUUUAAACUAAACCCGCAACUGUUUUACUUAUCGUUCAGCACCUAAACCUGAGAGAAGCCAGAUAAUAUUAAGUGAAAUUUCAGGUGGAAUAAUGUGGUGGUGGAUCUUUUGGAAUGCAUGGUACGACUAUGAACAUAUUAUUGGUCAUUUCCCUGACAUAAGACCAAUAGAAUGGACAGAUGAAGAAUUAGGAAUUCCACCAGAUUAUUAAGUAUUCAGGUAG